Haliotis rubra (blacklip abalone) is the source of this 3118-nucleotide messenger RNA. RefSeq names its product potassium channel subfamily K member 16-like. Bases 1160 to 2119 code for a protein of 319 amino acids. Gene Ontology annotation, molecular function: potassium ion leak channel activity. The record is from RefSeq and is a predicted model, not a curated record. NCBI's taxonomy places the organism in Eukaryota, Metazoa, Mollusca, Gastropoda, Lepetellida, Haliotidae. Gene Ontology annotation, biological process: potassium ion transmembrane transport; stabilization of membrane potential. The transcript is spliced from 5 exons. Gene Ontology annotation, cellular component: membrane.
UUAAUACACAGAACGAGUUUGCUAUGUUUACAAGCCGCUGAUUGAAUAGGAAUGACUAUCAUGCGGCUCGCCUUCUAUUCGCGAUUGUCCACUAAAGCGUCGUCUGCAGUCAAUAGCCAAGCAGACGAUAAUGCACACGCUCUCGAGGGAAGCAUUAGCAGACGACUUCCGGAAAAGUCCAUAGAGAUGUCUAAGCGCCAGUAGACUGUAUCAAAGGUGUAUAUGACAGAGCAUGUGGAACACACGACAGAGUACACGAAGAGUAUACGUGCCGAGUGACUGGAAGUUUAUACCAUGAAGCUAUUUCAACCCGGUUGAAAAUUCUGUUUCUACCAUACCUGAGAUCGUUUGAAGACAAUGUAAGUUUUAUGAAUAAGGUUGCAUCGACCUUGGGGGAUGUUAGUCUGUUGAUAGAGAUGUGUCAUCUGGAUAUUUGAACAAAAGUCGGUAUUCGUCAUAAUGAGAUAAAUGAACAUUUGUUAUUGAACCUUUCGGGUAUUGUUCUCAGAGAACCGAUGCCCUACUGUAGUUGACUGUAGAACACACCAAACCAUUACAUUAUAUCAAGGUAUUGUGUUGGAAAUACCUUCUGUAACAAAAGAUGGGAGCCAACGGCUUUUGCUGUGAAUGUGAAUAUUUCAUGUGUCCACAAUGACAACGUCUAUUAUAUACAUGCAAAUGACCCUUUCCUUGGCGUCCGGUGGAAUAUAUAUCUACGAGACACAAUAGGUCUUAGAACGUCAAUGAGCUCUAUUCCACAGGGAGUAUUCAAAUAAGACCGUCUUCCUUUGACAUGAUGAUACAGCGCUCACAACUAUCACGUUACAGUGUUGUGGUCUGGAACUCAGGUAUGUGAGUACUGGGCAAGAAGGAUACUGUGUGUUGUUGUAGAUAUAUCUGAUCUAUGAAAGACACUGUGAGAAGUAUUAAGGAGUGAAAACCACAUUUGUUGCCAAUAGUUCGUCCAGGAUACCUAGCCAUUGAUCCCGAACAAGCGUGAGUGACGUUUACCUUAAGGUUUUAGUUACCGUCAACACAUAAUAUCAACGCAUUCGAUUUUAUUCUGGUACUGUUAAACGACGAGAUUUAAAACAGUGCUAAAAAGUGACAAAGUAAGAGAAACAAUCACUCUGGAGUUGGAUCCGACGUAGUUGUGACGAUGGAGCCUGGGACGAGACGUCUUGUCAUCCUGGUUACAAUAAACGUGUUUUACCUAUGUAUGGGAGGUGUCAUCUUCUCCCACCUGGAGGCGGAACCAGAGAGGGCCAGAAUGGGCAAGUUACAAAGUCAUAUUGAAGAAUUCAUGGGGAAUUACUCGUGCGUGUCACGUGACGUAUUGCAUGCGCUGCUGAAACAUGCAAGUCAGGACAAGGAGCUUGUGUCUUACGCCGUGGAGAACCGAACAAACCUGGACAGAUGGGACUUCGGGGGAGCUUUCGGCUUUGCUGUGUCUGUAGUAACGACAAUAGGUUUCGGCAACAUGUCCCCCAGCACCAUCAUCGGGAAGAUAGUGUGUGUAGUUUACGCUAUUGUCGGGAUCCCGGUCACGAUGCUGAUGUUGAGUGGUCUUGGUCAACAACUAGCAGCACUGUCCAACAAGGUGAACCAGCUGAAGCUCUGCUCAAAGAAGCCUUUGGUGAACAAAGUCCUCAACAUGGUGCUCAUCAUUGUGCUGGGACUGGCGCUCAUGUUCGGGAUACCGUCCUUUGUGUUUUCUAUUGUGGAGGGAUGGGACAUCAUGGAAGCUCUCUACUUCUGUUUCACCACGCUCAGUACUAUAGGAUUUGGAGACUAUAUUAUCGGUAUUCACGAGAAGAAGAUAUCGGCCGGUCCGGCACGUGAUGCGUAUGAAAUUGUGGCGUAUGUUUGGAUCCUCCUUGGAUUGUCCUAUCUGUCCCUCGUCAUCAAGUACAUCACAGACGUGCUCGUCCAGAACGCUUCCAAAGUAGAAAGGAAGACACUAAAGAGAUUUGAACUUGAGAUUGGUCGCUUGGACGAACUUAAGAAUGGUGUGGUACCAAAUCUGAGAAAAAACAAACUCUCCACGUCAGAAAGUUCGAACAACGUGAGUACUGCGAACGACAAGAAUGUCCAGCUUGUCAGUAUAAACCAUUUGUAAUGUCCGUCUACUUCACUGGUCGUUCAGUGUUUGUAACACCACUACCGCCGCAUUCGCCAUUAGAGGGUAGACGUCCUUGACCUGUUACAUCCCUGUGAAACGUUUAGGACAUCACGUCAGCGUUUGAAGUGAUCGGAACACCAACUUGAGACGUCUUUGACUUACAUGACAUCUUUAUCAAACAUUUAUAAAAUCAUACCAGCGUUUGAUUGAUCGGGACAACAACUUGAGACGCCCUUGUUUCAUGUAACAUCUAUAUCAUACAUUUUAACAUCGCUCAAGCGUGUGAAGUGAUGAGGACAAUAACUUCAGACGUUCUUGUGUCACAGGGCAAAUGUAUGAAACAUUUAUGACACCGCGCGAGCGUUAGAUGUGAUCGGAAAAUACAAGAACUCCUUGAAAGUGAUUUCAUUUGGAUUCUUAUGAUGCAUCAAAGUCUGCAAACCAGAGUGUUUUGAUGAUCGGAACUACUUCACUCGUUAUUGUGUCACACAGACACACGAACGCACGCACGCGCGCGCCAAUAUCCGAGAUGGAAGAGCCAGCCGUCUCCAGUGACCUGUCACCAUAUGUUUUUGUCCUACUCACGGGUAUUGUCAAAAUCCAAUGGGAUCCGAUGAUGCAUCGAAGACUGCAAACCAGGAGUUUUGCUGAUCGCAACAACUUCACUCGUCAUUCUGUCAUAUAUAUUUAGUAUUUACAGGAUGGUGCCAAUGCCAUACGUUGACCGGAACAACAACAACAACAGCAACAACAACAUCAACAACAACAGUAACAUUUAGCAUUCUAUUAUUCAAUUUGAAAUAUUAAAAUGACAAACGUAUAUGACCUAAUGUUCAAGGUCAUACGAAUGAAAACACAUAACCUAAACCAACUUUUUACCGAUUUGAACAACAAUAUCAACAACAGUAAAUGGCCUUGUGUUGAAAGACAUGUUUCGAACAGUUAUGUCAACCAACGUUUAGGGUGAUCAAAACCAAGGGAGGUAAUAUUGGGACG